CACUGGAGUCAUCACUUUCGAUUGCAACCACCGAGUGACCUUGAGAAUGGAAGCUACAUGCCAAGGCCAGAGAGGCACAAAGAGAGACGGAUCCUGGGUCGUAAAUAAGAUGGUGGGGCUCCUACCUUUGUACGGUUCUGUCAUCAGAAUUUCACCACUUCCUAAGAAAAGCCCUUCUUGUUCUGCUGUGUUCUGGAGCACUAAAUAGCACUGGACAGUCUACUCCUUUAAAAUUUACGGUCCGCGCGAUGUCUGGAGCCAGCCAGCCCCUCGCCCUUCUCCUCUGCGGCUGUUAUGCGGCGGCCCUGGGAGUCCACACGGGGGAGCGCAGCGUGGCUGAAAGCCGCAACACUGGCUAUUACGUGGCCGCAGUGUACGAGCACCAGCUGAUCCAGAGUCCGGACCCUCUAGCUCUCGUCAGCCGCAGGCAGGCCUUGGAGCUGAUGAACCAGAACCUCGACAUCUAUGAAGAGCAAGUGAUGACUGCCGCCCGAAAGGGUGUACAGAUUAUAGUGUUUCCGGAAGACGGCAUCCAUGGAUUCAACUUUACGAGAACAUCCAUUUACCCCUUUUUGGACUUCAUGCCGUCUCCCCGGGUGGUCAGGUGGAACCCGUGCCUGGAGCCCCGUCGAUUCGACGACACGGAGGUCCUCCAGCGCCUGAGCUGCAUGGCCGCGAGGGGGCGCAUGUUCCUGGUCGCCAAUCUCGGGACGAAGCAGCCAUGUCAGAGCAGUGACCCCCGCUGCCCCGUGGAUGGAAGAUACCAGUUUAACACAGACGUCGUGUUCAGCAGCAAUGGAACCCUCGUAGACCGCUACCGCAAGUACAACCUCUACUUCGAGGCGGCCUUUGACACCCCUUUCCAGGCGGAUCACGUUACCUUCGAUACCCCUUUUGCUGGCAAGUUCGGCGUCUUCACCUGCUUUGACGUGCUGUUCUUCCAGCCCGCCGUCUCGCUGCUCAGAGACCCCGAGGUGAAGCACAUCGUGUUCCCGGCCGCCUGGAUGAACCAGCUCCCGCUGCUGGCGGCUAUUCAGAUUCAGAGUGCUUUCGCCAUGGCCUUUGGCGUCAACUUCCUGGCUGCCAACAUCCACCAGCCGUCCUUGGGCAUGACCGGAAGUGGCAUACACUCGCCCCUGAAGUCCGUUUGGCACCACGACAUGGAACAUGUCACGGGCCACCUUAUAAUUGCCCAGGUAGCCAGAAACCCACAGCGUCUCGUUGGGACAGAGAACGCCACAGAUACAGUGGACCCAUCCCAUAGUAAAUUUUUAAAAAUCUUGGCAGGCGACCCAUAUUGCGAGAGGGAUUCUCAGGAAGUCCUCUGUGACGGAGCCACCAGAUGGAACAUGAACGCUCCUCCCACGUUUCACUCCGAGAUGAUGUAUGACAAUUUCACCCUGGUCCCCGUCUGGGAAAAGGAAGGCUCUCUCCGAGUCUGUGCCAACGGCCUCUGCUGUUACUUACUGUACCAGAGGCCCACUUUGUCCGAAGAGCUGUAUGCCCUGGGGGUCUUUGAUGGCCUUCACACCGUGCACGGCACUUACUAUGUGCAAGUCUGCGCCCUGGUCAAGUGUGGGGGUCUCGGCUUUGACACCUGCGGGCAGGAGAUCACAGAGGCCACGGGGAUGUUUGACUUCCACCUGUGGGGGAACUUCAGCACUCCCUAUAUCUUCCCUCUGUUACUGACCUCAGGCAUGACCCUGGAGACCCCUGACCGGCUCGGCUGGGAGAACGACCACUAUUUCCUGAGAAAGAGCAGACUGUCCUCUGGUCUGGUGACAGCAGCCCUAUAUGGGCGGUUGUAUGAGAGGGACUCGGGGGAGUGGGGGCCGGGUGCUGGCCACCGUGUGGAUAGCCCUAAACUUACACAGGCCACAGCUCACAGCACUGGGACCACCUCUGCCCAUCCUGGGAGCUUUGGGAAGAAAUAGGGGAGGCAGGUUCCACCCAGUGUCUCUUCCUCUUACAUGCAAAUCAUUGAGACAUUUUCUGGUAUUUUCUAUCCACAGUUAUCUUUGCCAAGCCACAUCUUUCUCUAGCAAAUCUCUCACUACGCAGUUUGCUUGCAGAGCUAACACAGCCUUGGCUGGGAGGGUCUGUUGGUUGGAGCAUUGUCCUGUACACCAAAAGGUUGUGGGUUCAAUUCCCAAUCAGGGCACAUGCCUAGGUUGAGGGUUUGGUCCCUGGUUGGAGCAUGUGUGGGAGGCAGCCAACUGAUGUUUCUCUCUCAUAUCGGUGUUCCUCUCUCAGAUCAAUAAAUGUAUCCUCAGGUGAGGGUUUAAAAAAAACAACUAGGAUGAAAUAAGUGACAGUUUUUAUUGCACAGCCCCACAGAGCAGCGGCGUGUGUGUUUUCCUGGUUCUUGUUGAUCAGCAACGCCCAGGACCUCGAACCUUUUCUAAGGCAAUAACAAACUCGCAAAGCAAACGCCGCCAUGGAAAUGGCUACCGUGGGGCCCUCUGCCCACUCUGGUCGACUGGCAUUCUAUCCAGAGGAAAUGGUAGCACCAGAGCCACCAGCCACACCAGGAUUGUGGAUUUGGAAGCAGCUUGUGGAGACAGAAGGGAAGUUUUUCUCACCUCUGCCUUUCUGCCAGUGAACGGAAUGUGUGUGGCGGGGCCCACGUGCCCCGGGGGAAAGAGCUCGGUGCCCCAGGGAGAGGGCCGCUGGGAAAAGGUGCUGGAGGCAGGCAGCGGCCGGAAGGUGUGAGUAAUAGUCUCUUCACCCAGCGAGUCUCACCCAAGGAUUCCAGGGACCUUCAUCGAUCAUGAUCAUGCUGGCUUUCGGCAAGAGCCUCACUGCUGCCCACCUGGGCAGGACGGAAUGGUGCUGGUAGAAGUCAAUCCCACCCCACCCCCCACCCCCAGCCAAGAAGGGCCUUCCGUUUGCAGAGAGGCACUGUACCUCUGGCAGAGAAGUUGCCACAACUGCUGUGGAGGGUGGCCCACUUUAAUCCUUCAUUUAUUUAAUCACUCCACAGGUGUUUUGGAGAGCCCACCAGGUACAGAGCCAGGCCCUCCCACACACUAGUUUCAGAUGCAGAAUCAUCACAUUCAGUGUGUGAAGAUUUUGGUAGGCCACUCAUUUCUACAUUAUUUAUAGCCGACAUUUCAAAGUCAUUUUGAGUCUAUGCCUAGUAACUGUUUCCAAUCAUUUUUAAGUAGAAAAUGGAUAAUUUUUCAAGAGGUUGGAUAAUUAGCCACCUGUGGUUUGCCUCAAUGUUGUGACUGUUUAGUUGUAGCCCCGCCCCUUUUUAGUCUUCAACCGAGGAUAUGUUCAUUGAUUUGAGAGAAGGAGAAACAUCGAUAAGAAAGAGAAACAUCGACUGGUUGCUCCCAUACAUGCCCAGACCGGGGACUGAACCCGCAGCCUAGCUACGUGCCCUGACCUGGGAUGGAACCUUUGACCUUUCUGGUGCACAGGACGAUGCUCCAACCAGCUGAGCCGCCCGGCCAGGGCUAGUUAUAGUCUCCUUUUUAAAUUGGGUUUUCAGAAACAAUGUAUGCAUGAACGUAAUUAUAUGAAGUAAAAAAUGAAGUUUUAGGCAGGUUAUGAAAGAACGCAGGUCCUAGAGUCAGCCUGGCCAGGUGUACUGUCUUGGCCUCACUGCUGACCCUUCACCACACAGGCCUGGGACAACUUGUUGACACCUCACUGUGCCCCGGUUUUCUCAUCCGUGGACUGUGCCCUGAAUAAUCCACGUGGGAAAGAGGCGAAGUCCCCACUGACUCACUGCUCACCCACAAAGGCCUGGGAUGAGUCACAUCUCCAGGGAGUAAGCAGGAACGCCUCGGAUUCCUGAGGAAGCCCUGGGAAAUGCCCUGGAGUGGGAGUGGGGCCUCUCCCACCCGCUGACGGGGCUGGCCUGCCCUCCCUGGUGCAGACCACAGCGGCAGGCUGAGCUGGCAGGACCACGUGGCUCCGGAUGUGGCCGGCUGCCACCCAUGUAGCUUCCUUGCCCAAACCCCAGGGAACAGAAAUCAUCUUAAAAAUGCAUAUUGUUGCUUCAUGUGAAGAUGAUUCAAAUCGGCCUGAGAAAGAGACCAAGAGGCUAGUCCUAAAUACAGACGUGGUGGAACUACUACUUGGCCCAGUCAACAUUUACAGAGCACCUGCUGGAUGCACAUUCUGCCCUUCCAAGCGGAACACCUACAACUUUCCUUAGUGACUUCCUACUGACAAUUUAGAGCUAAUAAGUCAUGACACAGAAACGAGGAGGAACGAAACCAAGGCGGUAAAACAAAAUGAUUUUUUUUAACAAAAUGGUUUUUACAAUAAAAAGUAGUAGCUGCCAGAUGGCAGAACAAAGUAGAGGAGGGGAAAAAUGGGUAAAAUAAAUAAUUUUCUGGAAAAAAAA
Molecule: messenger RNA, 4360 nt
Organism: Phyllostomus discolor (pale spear-nosed bat)
Lineage: Eukaryota; Metazoa; Chordata; Mammalia; Chiroptera; Phyllostomidae
Gene: BTD
Product: biotinidase
Exons: 4
Coding region: 249-1934 (561 amino acids)
Molecular function (GO): hydrolase activity, acting on carbon-nitrogen (but not peptide) bonds, in linear amides
Source: RefSeq, a predicted model, not a curated record